AUGAGUCUUCUCAAAGAACGAAAACCAAAGAAACCUCAUUAUAUUCCAAGGCCUCCAGGAAAGCCAUUUAAAUAUAAGUGUUUUCAGUGUCCCUUUACUUGCAAUGAAAAAUCACAUCUUUUUAAUCAUAUGAAGUAUGGCCUCUGUAAAAACUCCAUUACAUUAGUAUCAGAGCAAGAUCGAGUUCCCAAAUGUCCCAAGUCCAAUUCAUUAGAGCCCAAACAAACUCAUCACAUAGAUUCUUUGGUUAAGCCUACUACUUCCAAGUCAAUCACCAAUGGACAAACAAAUCUUGAUUCUAAGCUUCAACACAGUUUUGCCAAGGAAGAAGCCAAGGAAAAUUUAGAAUUACGAAACUGUGUGACAAAUAAAUCAUCAGGACAAAAUCCUCCAGUUCAGAAGAAAGCAACACCUCUUGGUUCAGCUACAGAAAGUACAAUUACUAUCCAGCCUAUUUUAGAAGGUGGUGCCAGACCUUCAGCUUUUGUACCUGUAGAACACAGACUUAAAGGAUCAGAAAGUGAUGAAGUAUCUGAAAUGCUGGCAAUACCUGACCCAAUUACCAAAAGUUCCUUUCACACUAAAUCUGCAUUCCAUGCACCUAAUCAUCCAUGGAAAGCUGGCUCUUUUCUCCCAGAGUUUUCGCAUAAAAUUCCAUCUACAAAAGGUUUUGGAUCCAUUUCUUCUUAUAUACAACCAACUAUUCCAGAAUAUCCACCUCAUUUUUACACAGAGCAUGGACUAGCCACUAUCUAUUCACCUUAUUUACUUGCAGGUAAUUCAGUAGAGUGUGAAAACUCUUUGUUGUCCGUCUAUGGUACUCAAGACCAAAGACAUUUUCUUUCCCCGCCAGGAUCAAUCCCUAAACACUUGAAUCCAUCACCAUCAACAUAUGAGCCCUACAAAUUUUUCCAGCAGUAUCAGUCCAGUCUUCCCAUACCAUAUGGGUUCUAUAGACCAGAGUCUGCAUUUUCUUCCUAUGGCCUUAAACUUCCACAUGUUGCUAGUAUUACAAGAGAGCAAAGUUCUCACCUACUUGAAGAAACUAACUUGAUCUAUCCAACUUCAAAUCCAUCCAGAUUAAACUCCUGGAACUCCCACAAAAAACACGUAGAUUAUGAAAAGGAAAGUUUAAUUCUCCAAAGCCAAGAUCCUUCCAAAGAUGAGCCAAAUGAUAGAGAUGGGGCCAAGAUGAGCCCCCGUGCAGGAAGUGCAGCUACAGGAUCUCCAGGAAGGCCAAGUCCCACCAACUUUACUCAGACAAGCCAUGCAUGUGAAGGACUGUUUGACCUAUCAAGUAAAUCAUCGCCUGGCCCAUUUGGAAAACUAAAUCAACAUGAAGAAAAUGCCACAGCCUUUAAACUUGUGAGAAAAAGUUCAGAAUACCCUGAUCCACAGUUAAAUAGAGUUGACUCCACAAGAAGCAUGAAUGUUACUGAUGAAGAUGUGCAACAUCAGAUGGAAGGUACUUCUAACACAAAUGAGGACUCUUCUAACACAGAGGAAGACACAGGAAUAGCUCCACUCAAUCUUUCUAAGAAAUCUGAAAAAAAGGAAACUGUACAUGAACAUAUGUACAAAAACAUGACUCAUUUGGAAACUCAAGACACUAUGAAUCUACAAGACAUGCCUUUAAACCUCUCAGUGAAGGAUUCCUGCAAUACUCUGAACCUGAAACCUUCAUCAGACAGUCUAUCACAAGAUGCUGAAGCUGCUGCUACUCAGAAAAUUGAAAGUUCUAAAGCAGAACAUUAUAUAAAGAAUCACCAGCAAAGCAUCCACCAAGAUGACAUUUCAUUCACAGCCGAUAAUGGUGAAGCACAAGAUUUAAGAAUGAUUGACAACAGUGAUGAACAGAAACAAACAGCAGCUGUUGCUCUCUGCCAAUUAGCUGCAUAUAGUCCUGGAAAAAUAAGGGUAGAAAAUGAAGAGCAAAAUGCUCAGGAUUCCACUUUUCAAAAAGAUGAACCCACCUUCAGUUCCAAAGAAAUUCAGGAUAUUGAAUGUAAUCCUAAAACAAAAGGCCAAAGAGGACGAAUCAAAAAGAAACAGGAAAACCUCCCCAAGGAACUAAAAAGGCAAAAUCAAAUGACACUGCAAGAGUGUUCACUUUAAGAAAGAGAACACGGGUGUCUUAACACUUAACUUUCAUAUAUGCUUUCACACCACAAAAAAGCAAAGCUUAUCCACUGGACCACAUGACGUAGCAGCAAUUUUCAAGCAAAUUUUCUAUUGGAUCAACUGUUACUAUGUGUUUUUUUCUUUUUUGUUCUAAGGAAAGCAACGACCUGUAAAUAGUAAAUGUUUAUACCAAAGGUGCUUAUAAAUUUGUAAUAAAUCCUUUUUUGAGUGAUCCAAGUUUCUUAUGCAUAUGCCCAAGAUUCUGAUAAGCACACUUCUGCAUUCAUAACCAACGCUACCAAUGGAAAUACAAUGGAUGAAAGAAUAAUGCUUUUGGUGUAAGCCACAUGGCAAGAACACUUUUACAUUUGCUUUUAUUACAAAAAUGUUUUAUGCAUUAGAAAUAACUUUUUAUUUGUUGUAACAAAGGUAUCCUUAAAUUUUUGGAUUUAUUUACUGUUACCUGUUUUGCAAAUAAAAUGUAAAUGUCUUG
Messenger RNA from Dromiciops gliroides (monito del monte), 2614 nucleotides. RefSeq names its product zinc finger protein 750 (gene ZNF750). The transcript has 2 exons. Gene Ontology annotation, molecular function: DNA-binding transcription activator activity, RNA polymerase II-specific; RNA polymerase II cis-regulatory region sequence-specific DNA binding; promoter-specific chromatin binding. The coding region runs from base 1 to 2115 and encodes 704 amino acids. Gene Ontology annotation, biological process: positive regulation of transcription by RNA polymerase II; epidermis development. NCBI's taxonomy places the organism in Eukaryota, Metazoa, Chordata, Mammalia, Microbiotheria, Microbiotheriidae. The record is from RefSeq and is a predicted model, not a curated record. Gene Ontology annotation, cellular component: nucleus.